This is a messenger RNA of Asparagus officinalis (garden asparagus), 2174 nucleotides long. RefSeq names its product pentatricopeptide repeat-containing protein At5g25630. Gene Ontology annotation, molecular function: protein binding. Lineage: Eukaryota; Viridiplantae; Streptophyta; Magnoliopsida; Asparagales; Asparagaceae. The coding region runs from base 174 to 2027 and encodes 617 amino acids. The transcript has 4 exons. The record is from RefSeq and is a predicted model, not a curated record.
CCCCCUCACUCCUCAAAUCUGUUCUCUUCCACAAAUCCACUGCUUGUGGCUGUAGACACUCCCUUUCUUUUUCGGGCUCUGAUCAAAAACCCAUCUCCCAUUUUCUUCUCUCUCUCUCUCUCUCUCUCUCUCUUCUCUCAUAAGUUCUCUGCCACACCGAGAUCAAACGGUUUAUGAAGCCAGGUAGUUCCAAACCUAUGGGAGAAUAUGAUAUGCAGACGGUCCCCUUGGACUCUGCUACCGAAGAUUUAGGAAGACGGAGAAUGCAGAAGAAGAAAUCGGUUAAUGGUUGGUCUUCCAAGGAGCGAUCUCAAAGUGAAGAAGUUCUUCAACAUGCUUCAAAAUCUUUAGUCUCCCAAGCCAAGCCUAGCUGCCCUAUCUGCUUGCAGGGCCGUAGCUGUCAAGUAGUUCGUGCAAGAACAAAGCGAAUGGGAGCUUUGAUUGAUGAUAAAAAGCCUCAUGAAGCACAGUCUAUUUUCAAUGGCCUAGUGGAAGAUGGACAUAAGCCAUCGUUAGUAACAUAUACUACGCUAUUAACUGCCCUCACCAAUCAAAAGCAGUUCAAUUCAAUUCCAUCCCUCCUAUCUCAAGUCGAAGAAAAUGGGUUGAAGCCUGACUCAAUCUUCUUCAAUGCUAUAAUAAAUGCUUUUUCUGAAGCUGGAAAGAUCGAUGAAGCCAUGAAAAUUUUCUGGAAAAUGGCUGAAAGUGGAUGUAAACCAACAACCAGUACUUUCAACACUCUCAUUAAAGGAUACGGUAUCGCGGGUAAGCCUGAAGAAUCGCAGAAGCUCCUUGAUAUGAUGUCUCGUGAAGCAAAGGCAAGGCCAAGUCAGAAAACAUACAAUAUAUUGAUUAAAGCAUGGUGCGAUCAGAAAAACUUUAGUGAAGCUUGGAAUGCAGUGUAUAAGAUGUGUGCUUCUGGCAUGAGACCUGAUGUUGUCACGUAUAAUACUAUAGCAAGAGCUUAUGCUGAAAAUGGAGAAACAAAGAGAGCUGAGGAUAUGGUCCUUGAGAUGGAGAAUGAACUAAGGCCAAAUGAACGCACUUUGGCUAUUAUAGUCAGAGGUUACUGCAAAGAAGGUAAAAUAGAAAAUGCAUUGAGGUGUGUGAAUCAGAUGAAAGAUAUGGGCGUGCGACCAAAUGUCAUUGUCUUCAAUACUUUGAUCAAGGGAUUUCUAGAUGUUGAAGAUAUGGGAGGAGUUGAUGAAGUUUUGGCAUUGAUGAAAAAGCUAAGAGUAAAGCCAGAUGUUGUGACAUACAGCCAUCAAAUGAAUGCAUGGAGUGCAAUGGGUCUAAUGACAAGAUGCAUGGAGAUUUUUGACACCAUGCUUGAAUCUGGCAUUAAACCUGAUGCUCAAGUAUUCAGCAUUCUUGCAAAAGGCUAUGUACGAGCUCGAGAACCAGACAAAGCGGAAGCUCUUUUAACAGCCAUGGAAGAAUCUAGAAUCCCCCCAAAUGUUGUGACAUUCACAACUCUAAUCAGUGGAUGGUGCAGUGCUGCCAACAUGGAAAAUGCAAUGAGAGUCUACGAAAAAAUGAAAGCAUGUGGGAUUUCGCCGAACGUAAAGACAUUUGAGACUCUUAUAUGGGGUUAUGGAGAAGUUAAGCAACCAUGGAAAGCUGAAGAGAUGCUUGAAACAAUGAAGGAAAGUGGAGUUACACCAAAGAAUAAUUGUGUUCAUCUUGUUGCUGAUGCCUGGAGAGCUGUUGGGCUUGAGCAUGAGGCUCGACGAGUUCUUGGAAUUGUAGAUGAUGAGGAGGAAGAUUAUGAAAAGGAUAUUCAUAACGGUAGUCCAGUUGAAAGCUUGGAGUUUAAUCGAGGAUGGAACUCGAGGCUUCAGGUUCCGAGUUCUCUUGCUGACUCACCACCUGAUAAUCUUAGAGCUGUUAAUAAAUCAUCCACGAGUGUUAUUGGCUCGUUGAGGUUCAAAGCGAAGCCCCCUUUUGUUUGUUGGAAGCAAUAUAAGAUGCAACAUGGGAUAUAUGGGCAGGUUGUGAACUCAUGCAAGGUUGUUUUUCUCAGCUGAGAGAAAAACUCAGCUUCAAAUUGUACUUUUUGCGCAUUAUAGUUCCUGUACAAAAUACUCAAUUUCCUUGAGAGUCUGCCGAGAUGUCUCAAAUGUACAGGUCGUUUAAAAUCAAUUGACCAGUGAAUUGCUAUCUUCAUACUUUUA